Molecule: messenger RNA, 399 nt
Organism: Arachis stenosperma
Lineage: Eukaryota; Viridiplantae; Streptophyta; Magnoliopsida; Fabales; Fabaceae
Exons: 1
Coding region: 1-399 (132 amino acids)
Source: RefSeq, a predicted model, not a curated record
AUGGGAUUUGAGAAGGCUAGUGCUGCACGGAAGCUGCAACUGGCAGAACUAGAGACCCUUCGACUCGAAACAUAUGACAAUUCCAGACUGUACAAGGAGAAGGUGAAAGCUGUGCAUGACAAGCAUAUCAAGAGGAGAGAGUUUAGACUUGGGGAUCUAGUUCUCCUUUACAACUUAAGGCUGAGGCUCAUGCCAAGCAAGUUGAGAUCAAGGUGGGAAGGACCCUACAAAGUAGAGAAGGCAGAGCCAUAUGGAGUCUUCCACCUGAGUCAUCCUUCCUGUUCUAAUUUCAUCAAGGUUAAUGAACAUCGCUUAAAGGUAUAUCAUGGUGAGAAGAUAAAGGACAAUAAGGAGCUAGAGAUCUUCCUAAUGGAGGAUCCACCAACAGCAGAAGACUGA